UCUUCUACCAAGACAUAUAUAAGUAUGUGCUGCAGCUUCUUUCAUAUGUCACUCUGACAGCCUCACUGCAUCGACUCGUCUGGUCAGUGGCAACAGGUGAGAACAUGGGACUUUCGUCAUUUGUGUGUUUCUUUCUUGUCGGCUGCGUCUGUUGCAGCACAGCUAUGCCGACCACACUCAACGAGCCGUCUCUGAAUGACAGACCUGUGAUCGGUAUUUUGGCUCAGGUCGUUUCAGAUGAUGACUUGAAACCAUUCGGGACGACGUUCAUACCUGCCUCCUAUGUGAAAUACAUCGAGUCCGGGGGCAGCAGGGUGAUGCCAAUCAGGUUGACUCUUACUACUGCAGAAUAUAAAAAGAUCUUCAAGAGGAUAAAUGGCCUGCUUUUAAUCGGAGGAGCUGUGGAUUUGGAGACAUCGGACUUUGCCAGGGUGGCGAAUAUUUUCUAUAGACUCGCUCUGACGGCCAACGACGAUGGCGACUUCUUCCCAAUCUGGGGCACAUGCAUGGGCAUGCAGCUCCUGACUGUGCUGGUGGCCGGGAAAAAUCUGCUGGCAAACACCACAGCUGAGAACAUUGCAUUGCCCCUCAACCUGACCACAGAGGCCCACUCCAGUAGGAUGUUUGAGGGUUUCUCCGAGGAGUUUAUGAAGGUUUUGACCCAAGAACCCCUGACUGGCAAUUUCCACCACUACGGACUUACAGUAGAGACCUUCCGGGAAAAUGAGAAGCUGAAGAAUUUCUUUAACCCUUUGUCUACAAACGUUGCUGAAAACGGAGUCCACUUCGUCUCAACCCUGGAAGGCAAGAGUUAUCCCUUCUAUGGAGUGCAGUGGCACCCAGAGGUGAAUCGGUUUCAGUGGGACAGAAAGCUGAACUUUCCUCACUCCGCUCACGCUGUUCAGUUAUCAUCUCUGCUGGCCGAGUUUUUUGUCAAUGAAGGAAGGAGAAGUUUACAUCAGUUCGACAAUCCCGAGGAAGAGGCCUCAUCUCUGAUUUACAGCUACACGCCUGUCUAUGCUGGGAACUUCACCGGAUAUGAGCAGCUCUAUUUCUUCUGAAUUCUUCUGAAUUGACUUUGUGUGUCAACCCGUGGAUGUACAAAACAACACUUCACAUACAGUUUAUUGUGCAACACAGAAGUGCAGACACUGCGUUCACUUGUGUAAGUCUCGGCUUGGCCCCGACACAAAAGGUUGACUUCAGCCGUGUGUGUGCUGCUCAGAACCCAUUUCUAUUUCACCGGGGAGAAGUUCCCGCACCAGUGUUUUUUACGCUCGGUUUGUAUAAAUGUCAACACUUUUGUGUCAAUAAAUAAAUAUCGGUUUUGACAAAACAA
This is a messenger RNA of Scophthalmus maximus (turbot), 1339 nucleotides long. It is a transcript of the gene gghl, whose product is annotated as gamma-glutamyl hydrolase. The record is from RefSeq and is a predicted model, not a curated record. The coding region runs from base 105 to 1061 and encodes 318 amino acids. Gene Ontology annotation, cellular component: vacuole. The transcript is spliced from 9 exons. Gene Ontology annotation, biological process: tetrahydrofolylpolyglutamate metabolic process. Gene Ontology annotation, molecular function: gamma-glutamyl-peptidase activity. Lineage: Eukaryota; Metazoa; Chordata; Actinopteri; Pleuronectiformes; Scophthalmidae.